Durusdinium trenchii is the source of this 459-nucleotide messenger RNA. Lineage: Eukaryota; Dinophyceae; Suessiales; Symbiodiniaceae. The record is from the annotation of a GenBank genome assembly.
AUGCCCACUAAACCUCCGGCUUCAUCAUUCGUGAGAGGGCAUGUCUGCAACUUCACGUUUUCCAUCGGCCGAAAGGUCUCCGCCGAGCGCUCGCUUCGCUGCGGGGGUCGGUCGAAUCGAUGGCGGCUCGCUCAGGUGAAUGCCUCCAUCCACGGCGGUUCCUCGGGCCAAGUCGUUCUUCCGUCCGUCGCCUUCCAAGCGCCUGGCACGGGCAAUUCCUUGUCUGGAGACUUGCGAAUCACUUGCGUAGAUGCCAUCAGCCAAGAAGAGGCGGCUGAAGUGGACAUCGAGGACGUGGUCGAAGUCUUCGCGCAGAUGGAGGUGGUCAAUGUGAGGAGCUUCGUCGCGCCCGCCACGCCGAAGCAUGUGGAGCUGGAGGGCGGCGCCUUUGCUGGUGCCACCGGCGCAGCCGAGAUGCCAGCUUCGCGGACGCGCGUGCAGCGCAAGGUCAUUGGCUGA